This is a messenger RNA of Colletes gigas, 1287 nucleotides long. RefSeq names its product PSME3-interacting protein. Gene Ontology annotation, cellular component: nucleus. The coding region runs from base 373 to 1200 and encodes 275 amino acids. The transcript has 6 exons. The record is from RefSeq and is a predicted model, not a curated record. NCBI's taxonomy places the organism in Eukaryota, Metazoa, Arthropoda, Insecta, Hymenoptera, Colletidae.
AUACAGUAAAAAGACUUUAACUAAUUCGAAAAAUUAUCAGUAUUAAUAAAUUAUUGUCCAUUAAUAAAUUAAAAACAAAAAUUUUCGUGUAUGGAUUAAGGGUACCACAAAUAAUACUGUAUAGAUGAUGUUAACAAUAAAGUUGACUUAAUUUUAAGGACAUACAAUUUUUAAGUACUAAAUAUAAAGCUUAAAAAGUGUUUAUGACAAAUUUGAAUAUUUGCUUUAUGGUGAGGAGUGAAUAAUUUGUUAUAAAUGUUAAACAUUUCUAAAAUUAAAGAUCUUGAAAAAAGUGCUUAAGAAAACCUUUGUGUUAUUGUACAUUCGUAUCUGUCACAUCAUUUCUUAUUCUUAAAGAUAACAUUGGUCAAAAUGAGCUCAGGAUUUAUAUCAGAAGCUGAAAUUGCAGAACAACGAAGGAUACGACAACAAGAAUGGGAACGUGUUCGAUCGGCAGAUCAACCAUUAGAAGCUCCAGAAGAAUCGUACGAUCCAAGAUCUUUGUACGAACGACUGCAAGAACAAAAAACUAAAAGAGAUGCAGAAUAUGAAGAAGCACAUAAAUUAAAAAAUAUGAUAAAAGGUUUAGACGAUGACGAGGUAGAAUUCUUGGAUUUAGUAGAUAGAACUAAAUUAGAAGAAGAACGUAAAAAGAAUCUUGAAGAAGAAAAAGAAAUGCGUGAUUUUAAAGCAGCUGUUGCAUCAUUGCAAGAAAAAUCAUUGAAUGAAAAAUUAAAGCAAGAAUUAAAAAAUCCCCAAAUUAUAAAUAAAAAUGUUUCUUCUGGAAGUGGUCGUACAUCGCAGUUAAAAUUAUUGGCUGGUGUUGUAGUCAAGCGUUCUGAAAAGCAAAAACAGGGCGAUGUUAUACAGGGUGUUAAGAGAAAGUUAUCAACUGAUGAUAGUAAAGAUGUACUAGAAAACGAAGACUGUCAAGUAAAUGAGCAGAAAGUAACAGAAAAUGUUGAAUCUGAAGUUAAGUUACUUAAUAAUGUCUCUUUAGAAAAUAAGACCAUAAUGAAUGAAAUUGGAGGAAUGAAAUGUAUUGGAAUACUCCCUGGACUCGGUUCUUAUGAAGAUUCUAGUGAUAGUGAUUGUAGUUCAGAUACAGAUCAAGAUUCAGAACCAAAUCAUCCCAAAUAUGAUUUUUUAGGACGCGAAGUAAAAAUUGUACAAGAAGAAAUUAUAAAAGAAAAAAGCUGAAUACGUAAUAGUUGUAAACGCUUUUUUAUUACAUUGUAAAUUACCUUUUUGUUUUACAAUUCACUAUAAUUGUAAAAUAUAAAUAUA